Molecule: messenger RNA, 1314 nt
Organism: Fulvia fulva
Lineage: Eukaryota; Fungi; Ascomycota; Dothideomycetes; Mycosphaerellales; Mycosphaerellaceae
Product: Putative ribosome biogenesis protein
Exons: 1
Coding region: 1-1314 (437 amino acids)
Cellular component (GO): 90S preribosome
Source: RefSeq, a predicted model, not a curated record
AUGGCGCCCUCGAGUAAAGCAGUGACCAUGACGGUCGCGUCCGGCACUAUAUCCAAGCUGGACACCAAGCAGACGCUCAAAGCAUCGACUGCACUCUUGCGCAAAAUUCAGACCGAUGAAGCAAGCUCCAAAGAGACGUCUAAGGCAAAUCUGCUCGAGGAUGCCGACGGCGACGAGCCCGAGGACGAGACGCCCGUUUGGAUGGUCUUGACAACUAAGAAGCACAUCGCCGACAAGAAGCGCCUGAAGCCUGGCAAGAUCGUGCUGCCACAUCCAUACCUCGACGCCGAGCAGGAAAAUUUGAAGAUAUGCUUGAUCACUGCAGAUCCACAGCGCAAGUACAAGGACCUCAUCUCCGAGCCUGGGUUUCCCCUGGAGUUGGGAAAGCGCAUUGGACGUGUGAUUGGCAUGGAGAAGCUGAAGAGCAAGUACAAGAGUUAUGAGAGCAAGAGGCAGCUUCUGGGCGAAUACGAUGUCUUCUUGGCCGACGAUCGCGUCAUCACAUACCUGCCUACAGUACUUGGCAAGACGUUCUACAAGUCCGGUACCAAGAGGCCCAUCCCUAUCACACUUGAGGGCAAGCGACAGACGGUAGACGAGCAGGGCAACAAGAGACGGAGGCUGGCAGAGGGCGGCAGCAAGGUCACCAAAGAUGAGGUCAAGCCCAAGGAUGCAGCACACGAGAUUACGAGGACAUUGGGAUGUACGCUUGUGCACUUGGCACCCAGCACCACAACCGCAGUCAAGGUUGGUAUUGCCAGCCAGACCCCGGAACAAAUUCAAGCAAAUGUCGAGGCUGUGAUGGACGCGAUGGUGGAGCGUUACGUGCCGCAGAAGUGGAAGAACAUCCGCGCAGUGCACAUCAAGGGUCCAGAUACUGCUGCGCUACCAAUCUACCUCACAGACGAGCUAUGGGCCGAUGAGCAAGACGUCCUGGAGGAGGCACCAAAGGCGAAUGUCGGCAAGAAGAGGAAGCGGGGCGCUCUCACUGAGGCAUCAGAGAACGAAGUGCUGGAGGUGCCUGGUCCAGAUGGUAAAAUGAGGACAUUGGAGAAGCCAGCGUCCAAGAAGAAGAGCUUAGAGCUGGAUGUCGCACCGAAGAAAAAGCGCAAGAGUGAAGAGGUCGAUGAAGAAGCCGAAGCCAAGGUCGCAGAGAAAGCCGAGAAGAAGGCACGGAAAGAAGCACUCAAGGCACAAAAGGACAGCUUAAGGGAAGAUGUCGCCACCGAGUCGCCCAAGUCAAAGCGGAAGGCCACUGCAGACCCACCAGCACCUGCGAAGAAGGCUGGAAAGAAGGCGAAGACGAAGGCUUAG